UAAAGCACAACCAGGUCAGGUUAUAAAGCUCACAGCUCUUGUUUGUAUUGGACUGUGGGGUGUAUGGAGGAGCAAUUCAAAUAGGGUUGUUAGAGCUUCGAUGGGAAACGAGAAAGCCAGCUGGGGAUAAAUGCUGUGAUCUAACAGCAUAUUUAGCUGGAUAAGUAUGAAAGCUGCACUUGAUGGAGGUCUUGAUGACAUCAUGCAGCUAUUAGAAUCCCAGUUGCAAAAGUGGCAACUGUGUGUCUGUGUGUGAGAGAGAGGGGGGAGAGAGACAGAGAGAGGAGGUUGUGGGUGUUUGCAUACUUUCAGAUUUAAUCAAAGGCAGCACAAACUGGCUCUGAAAAUUAAUGAACCAUCUUCAGGUUACUUACUUUCUCAAACUUAUCAGAUUAUCCACGAUCGUAGGAUGGACUAGUUUUAGGAUGACCACAUUUUCAGCUGGCCCUGAUCUUUUACAUUUAAUAGCACUGCAGCCCGAUACGCAAACAUGUAAGCUUUUGCUCAUACAAAGUGUUAAAAUGUGGGAUUCUGCCUGGAAAGAGUGGAGCAAAAAGUAAGUGUGGAUGAGCCCUAAACUCUGGCAUUGUGUGCCAACCUUCCCUCCCCACGUCCACUACAUUUUUUAGAAAGGUUUCUUUGUGGUACUAAAACUAGAAGUCCAUCUAACAUACCUUCUUCCUUGGAUAGGCAAAGAUACCCAGAGUUGUACAUGGGUGGGUAGGAGAAAGGGGCAGAGAUUUUAUUGCCAUUAUUACUUUUUACGGUCAGAGGAGGACUUCCUUCUUUUGCUUCCUUAUGAAAAUCCCAGACUGACUAAACUGAGCUCACUCUCAAGAAUUUGCCCUCCUCUGGUCACUCUGUGUGCUUUAGACAUGUGGACUGCUUCGAUUUGGUGCUCAUAAUCUGUGGAUACCCAGUUUUGCAUCAGUUCUGAAGAAAGAAAGAAGGAAAGAAGGAAAGAAGGAAAGAAGGAAAGAAGGAAAGAAGGAAAGAAGGAAAGAAGGAAAGAAAGAAAGAAAGAAAGAAAGAAAGAAAGAAAGAAAGAAAGAAAGAAAGAAAGAAAUUCUCAAUGGGAUCACAGGAACCAGACGGUGAAAUCAGAAGGAAACCAAGAUAUGGCGCCACUAAUUCACUGGUACCGAAUAAUCACCAGGAGGCUGGAGAUCAAACCUACUUGGAUGAAAAGAUUGCCAUUCCAGAUGUUGCAGGAUAUGGUUUCAGUUUUAGGAAGCUCUGGGCAUUCACUGGACCUGGCUUCCUCAUGAGCAUUGCCUUCCUGGACCCAGGAAACAUUGAAUCAGACCUGCAAUGUGGAGCUGUUGCCGGCUUUCAGCUGCUCUGGGUUCUGCUCUGGUCCACAAUCCUGGGCUUGCUCUGCCAAAGACUGGCCAUCCGGCUUGGGGUCGUUACAGGCAAAGAUUUGGGAGAGAUAUGCCAUUUCUACUAUCCCAAGGUUCCUCGUGUGCUGCUCUGGAUCAUGAUAGAAAUUGCCAUCAUUGGCUCUGAUAUGCAGGAAGUGAUAGGCACAGCCAUUGCCUUCAACCUUCUGUCAGCUGGACGUAUCCCUUUGUGGGGUGGAGUCUUGAUCACCAUAGUGGACACUUUCUUCUUCCUCUUCUUAGAUAAAUAUGGUCUCAGAAAGCUGGAAGCCUUUUUUGGUCUCCUCAUCACAAUCAUGGCACUGACAUUUGGCUAUGAGUAUGUGGUAGUGAGUCCUGACCAGGGAAAGGUGAUGAAGGGGAUGUUUCUCCCCAUUUGCAAGGGCUGUGGACACAACGAACUUCUACAGGCUGUGGGAUUGGUUGGAGCCAUCAUCAUGCCCCAUAACAUCUACUUGCACUCUUCCCUCGUGAAGACCCGAGACAUUGACCGCUCUGACAAGAAGGCAGUGAAGGAGGCCAACAUGUACUUUCUGGUUGAGUCGACCAUUGCUCUCUUCGUUUCCUUCCUCAUAAACCUCUUCGUUAUGUCUGUGUUUGGAGAGGCCUUCUUUCGUAAACAGAACCAUGAUGUGCAUGAAACCUGUGCCAAUGCCAGCAUUUUCGCCAAUGGCAGCCUCUUCCCAAACUUUCCUGACAACAAUGAAACUGUCUCCGUGGACAUCUUCCAGGGGGGACUCAUCCUGGGAUGCUACUUUGGCUCCAUUGCUCUGUACAUUUGGGCCAUUGGGAUCCUUGCCGCAGGCCAAAGUUCAACCAUGACGGGGACCUACGCCGGGCAGUUUGUUAUGGAGGGCUUCUUGAAGCUUCGCUGGUCUCGCUUUGCCCGGGUGGUCUUCACUCGCGCCUUCGCUAUCCUUCCCACGGUCUUCGUUGCUGCUUUCAGGAGGAUAGAAGAUUUGACGAGCCUGAAUGAUGUUCUCAAUGUGCUGCAGAGCAUCCUGCUACCUUUUGCUGUCAUACCUGUUCUCACCUUCACCAGCAUGCAGCCUCUCAUGCAGGACUUUGUCAAUGGGAUCAUUAGCAAGAUCAUUAUGGUCCUCAUCACUGGACUGAUCUGUGCAAUCAACCUGUACUUUGUGGUGACAGCUAUAAUGGGCCUGAAUCAUCUGGCAUACUACAUCGUCAUAGCAUUGGCGCUAGCUGCAUACGUGGCCUUCGUCUGCUAUUUGAUUUGGACGUGUCUCAUCUCGCAUGGAGCUCGUUUCUUGGCCCGUGGGCCCCACACUCGAUUCGGUUAUGGGCUGCAGUGAUAGGCCAUCCCUCUCUCACACACACCAGAGGCUGCUAAAUCCUCCUCCUCCUUCCUGGACUGGAAGCAGCUGCCCCUCUGGAUCUGCCGAAAGGGAGAGGCGCCAGGACACUGGUGUCCACCAGCAAGAGAUGGACUUAAGCACUGGUAGCUGGCGAUCCAUGGUGGAGCACCUGCUUUGGGUGCAGAAGGUUCCGGGGUUCAUCUCCGGUAUCCUGCAAGGAAUCUUCAGACUCUGCGAAAGGGCUGUGGUCAGUGCCCCCAUGUAGGUGGGUCUGGACUUGUCUGGCCAUUGUCCAGAUUCAGCACAAGACAGUGGCUUGUAUUUUCGCUGGAAUAAACUCUCUUGGGAAGACAGUCCAACGAAUAAACUCUUCUGUUGGCUCCCUACGCUGCCCCCUACUCCAAGCAACACA
Molecule: messenger RNA, 3110 nt
Organism: Zootoca vivipara (common lizard)
Lineage: Eukaryota; Metazoa; Chordata; Lepidosauria; Squamata; Lacertidae
Source: RefSeq, a predicted model, not a curated record